CGCCGCCAUUCUUGGCGCCCUGAUCGCGGCGCGGGGCAGGGCGCGCUCCAGGAGGAGCCAGUUGAGCUCUUGUUCUCUCCACAUUGGAAGCAAAGCUAUGGUUCACUGUGCUGUGCCCCUGCUGUGACUACAGGAAUGAGACAACACAAAUCACUUUCAUUAAUUAGUCAGACAUAAUCAAGCUAAGUGAAAGGCCUUUUGAAAGGCCACCUUGCUGCCCUGGAACAGUCACACAUGGAGAAUCUGGCUGGCUUUCUACCAUUGUGAGGAAACCUGAGAGCUGGAGAGGGGACAAGACUUUCCCCUGUGGCAUGGCCCUCCAGACCACUGUUCCAAGUGAUGUGUUAACAGACUCUGCUAACACCAGCAUGACACAGCUGAGCCCUGAGUGCUAGAAUCUGUGACGACACUGAUCCCUAGAGUGAAGAUUCCUGAGGAUUCCUUUCUAGAAGUAUCUGGACUGUCCCAGAGGCCUACCAUACAGGGUUUCUUCUGCAGACUGGGAGGAAGCCUCCAUGGCCUUUGGUGCAAGGAAGUAAGAACAGCUGCUGCUUACCCGGCCAGCCGGGAUAUGCAGGGACUCGGGGACCCCAGCACUCACAGGUUCCGGGCUGUGCCGCUGGCCCUGGCUCUGGGACUCUGAGCAAGGCCCCUGUGACGCAUCCACCGCAGCCUGCUGUCGCCCAUGCGUGAAGGCUGCUGAAGGCCCUCCGCGGCCCCCGCCCAUUAGGAUGCACAGCCCCGUCAGGGGGCUGCUUGCAGCCCUGGCUGUGGUGUUGGGGACAGCAGUUGCUUUUGCACCCAUACCUCGAAUCACCUGGGAGCACAGAGAGGUAGGUCUGAUGAAGUUUCAGGAGCCAGGCAUCUUCAACUACUCGGCCUUGCUGAUGAGUGAAGAGGAGGACACCCUGUACGUGGGUGCCCGCGAAGCCAUCUUCGCUUUGAAUGCACUCAAUGUCUCUGAGAAGCGGCAUGAGGUGUACUGGAAGGUCUCAGAAGACAAGAAAGCAAAAUGUGCGGAAAAGGGAAAAUCAAAGCAGACGGAGUGCCUCAACUACAUCCGAGUCUUGCAGCCGCUCAGUACCACCUCCCUUUAUGUGUGUGGGACCAACGCAUUCCAACCUACCUGUGACCACCUGAACUUGACGUCCUUUAAGUUUCUGGGGAGGAAUGAAGACGGCAAAGGAAGGUGUCCUUUUGACCCUGCCCACAGCUACACAUCAGCCAUGGUUGGUGGAGAGCUCUAUGCUGGAACGUCAUACAAUUUCUUGGGCAGUGAGCCCAUCAUCUCCCGAAACUCUUCCCACAGUCCCCUGAGGACCGAGUACGCCAUCCCAUGGCUGAAUGAGCCUAGCUUCGUCUUUGCCGAUGUGAUCCAGAAAAGCCCCGACGGCAUGGCGGGCGAAGACGACAGGGUCUACUUCUUCUUCACGGAGGUGUCUGUGGAGUACGAGUUUGUUUUCAAGCUGAUGAUCCCCCGGGUCGCCAGGGUGUGCAAGGGGGACCAAGGAGGCCUGAGGACCUUGCAGAAGAAGUGGACCUCCUUCCUGAAGGCUAGGCUGAUCUGCUCCCAGCCAGACAGCGGCCUAGUCUUCAAUAUACUGCAGGAUGUAUUUGUGCUGCGGGCCCCUGGCUCCAAGGAGCCCAUCUUCUAUGCGCUCUUCACCCCGCAGCUAAACAACGUGGGGCUGUCAGCAGUGUGCGCCUAUGCCGUAGCCGCGGUGGAAGCGGUGUUCUCCCGCGGGAAGUACAUGCAGAGCGCCACGGUGGAGCAGUCCCACACCAAGUGGGUGCGCUACAAUGGCCCGGUGCCCACGCCACGACCUGGAGCGUGCAUCGACAGUGAGGCACGGGCAGCCAACUAUUCCAGCUCCCUGAAUUUACCAGACAAGACACUGCAGUUCGUCAAAGACCACCCAUUGAUGGAUGACUCAGUCACUCCAGUAGACAACAGGCCCAGGUUAAUCAAAAAAGACGUGAACUACACCCAGAUUGUGGUGGACCGGACCCAGGCCCUGGACGGGACCAGCUAUGAUGUCAUGUUUAUUGGCACAGACCGGGGGGCUCUACACAAAGCUGUCAUCCUCGAGAAUGAGGUACACAUCGUUGAGGAAACCCAGCUCUUUCCAGACUCCCAGCCAGUCCAGACUCUGCUGCUGUCUUCAAAGAUGGGCAGGAGGUUUGUGUAUGCUGGUUCCAACUCAGGGGUGGUCCAGGCCCCCCUGGCCUACUGUGGCAAGCAUAGUAGCUGUGAAGACUGCGUGCUGGCAAGAGACCCUUAUUGCGCUUGGAGCCCACCCACAGCUACUUGCAUCACCUUGCACCAGUCUGAGAGCCCCAACAGGGGGUGGAUUCAGGAGAUGAGUGGCGAUGCAUCCUUAUGUCCGGAUAAAAGUAAAGAAAGUUUCCGGCAGCAUUUUUUCAAGCACGGAGGCACAGCGGAACUCAAAUGCUCCCAGAAGUCCAACCUAGCUCAGGUGGUGUGGAAAUUCCAGAAUGGCGUUCUGAAGGCUGAGAGCCCCAAGUACAGCCUGGUGGGCAGGCGGAACCUGCUCAUCUUCAACCUGUCAGAGGGGGACAGUGGGGUGUACCAGUGUCUGUCAGAGGAAAGGGUCAGGAACAAGAUAGUCUCUCAGCUGCUCACCAAACAUGUCCUGGAGGUGAAGGUGGUUCCACGGAUGCCCGUGGUUCCGUGGACGCCCACGGCUCCCGCCUUGCCACCGGCUCGGACAGAAGUAGGCAAGAUCACCUCUAAAGCAUCAGUGGCAUCCACCCCGGGGUCUUCUCCCCCAACCCCACCGCUGCGAGCCACCUCCUUCAGGGCCACCACCCCACCUCCUAAGCUCGCCCCCACCAGCACGUCCUGCGAACCAAAGAUCGUCAUCAACACGGUCCCCCAGCUCCACUCCGAGAAGACUGUGUAUCUCAAGUCCAGUGACAACCGCCUCCUCAUGUCCCUCUUCCUUGUUGUCUUCGUCCUCUUCCUCUGCCUCUUCUCUUACAACUGCUUCAAGGGCUACCUGCCAGGUCAGUGUUUGAAGUUCCGCUCGGCUCUGCUGCUGGGGAAGAAAAAACCCAAGUCGGAUUUCUCUGAUCUGGAGCAGAGUGUGAAGGAGACCUUGGUGGAGCCCGGGAGCUUCUCCCAGCAGAACGGACAGCAGCCCAAGGCAGCCCUGGACACUGGCUACGAGACCGAGCAGGACACCAUCACCAGCAAAGUCCCCACGGACCGCGAGGACUCCCAGCGGAUCGACGAGCUGUCUGCCAGGGACAAGCCAUUUGAUGUCAAGUGUGAACUGAAGUUUGCUGACUCUGAUGCAGAUGGGGACUGAGCCGCAUGUCCCCACCGUGUUGCUGUCCCUGUGUGGUGUCGUGUUGAGCCAUUCAGUAGCCGAGUGUCGUCAUCGUGCCACGAACUUCAGUGCUUUGUCUGUGUUCUCUCGGGCUGAGCCUGUCCCUUGGCCCUCUUUGUCCUUUGGAAAACAAGUAUCGCCUCCCCAUCUGGCCUCACAGUCAUUGGAGUGCUUUAAGAUGUCCUGCGGGCAGUAUACCUGAGCCCUUUGUGUCCUGAGGGAGAGAUGACCACCUCCAUUGGCUGAGAAGAGCAACCCUUUCUCUUCCCCUCCUCAUAGCAGCCACUAAAGAUAAUUUAAUUCCAGAUUGGAAAAGCCAGUUUUAGUUUAUCAGAUUGGUAACUUAUUGUCUCUUGUCCAGAUUGACACGGACCUUUUCUUCCAUUAUGUUUUAGGAUUCUUACUUUGAUUAUGUUGAUGUCUUAGGUCAUUUUUUUUUAUUCCUAAAGCAGAUCCUUAAAUAUUUUAGCAGAUUUGUGUCUUCUAGAUUUUGUUACAUGUUGAGAUAAAAUUUGACUUAUGUUGCUUAAGAUUCUCAGGGAUAGACUCAUAAUAUAUUUUUUUUUGCAAAAUACAUUCUUUCUGCUUUUAGAAAUGUAGACCUAAAACCAUCUCUUCAACUAACUCAGCUUUUCCCCCUUAUUUCUUUGAAGGAAGCAUCACUUCCAGAUACUUUCCUUCUGUACUUUUUCUUUUCUCUUAAGAGAAGGACUGUCCCACAUCCACAAAGUGGGCUAUGAGUAAGGGAAUGUGGUCUAGUGGCUCUGGGUGGCCAUCAGGCUGGCCUGUGAGGGGAGGAGGGUUUACAGUCCCAUGGCCAUGGCCAUGGUCGGAACUAUUGUCCUGACAGCUGGAGCUUUCAUGAGGACGCCUCUGGUUCUUGAUCAUGUCUUAUCUCUUGCUUCCAUCUCGUACCACUGCCCGCUGGACUUCCACUUCAGCCUCACGGAGCUGUCCACCCUGAGAGAAGUGGGCCGGGUGGACAGGGCUACUGGCCAUAGGCAGUGAUUACAUCAUCCUGGUGCCCGCAGCUGCCGCUCCAGACUGACUUCUGCACUGUCUUUAAAGGUGUAAAUGGGCGGUACGAUUUUCACAUUCAUUUCUCACACUCCAUCUUCCUGCUUUUAAGUGCUCAUUGAAAGAGAGGAGCCUUAUUCCAUGGCACAGCAAGAAUUUCUGGAUUUUGUGUGCUAUGUGGACAUUCAUCUUCAGCAUGAUAUGAUUUGACCAUUCGGUGUAAACAUUUGUGUUUAUAAGAUUUGCUUUGUUUUUAUUUUUCUACGUUGAACUGUAUACAUGUGAAAAGUUCCCCAAUAAACAAGAAGCUUUAUCAUUAA
Messenger RNA from Jaculus jaculus (lesser Egyptian jerboa), 4690 nucleotides. It is a transcript of the gene Sema4d, whose product is annotated as semaphorin 4D. The transcript has 19 exons. Bases 732 to 3332 code for a protein of 866 amino acids. NCBI's taxonomy places the organism in Eukaryota, Metazoa, Chordata, Mammalia, Rodentia, Dipodidae. Gene Ontology annotation, biological process: ossification involved in bone maturation; positive regulation of cell migration; axon guidance. Gene Ontology annotation, molecular function: semaphorin receptor binding; chemorepellent activity. The record is from RefSeq and is a predicted model, not a curated record.